This is a messenger RNA of Clupea harengus (Atlantic herring), 1128 nucleotides long. RefSeq names its product zinc finger, AN1-type domain 1 (gene zfand1). The record is from RefSeq and is a predicted model, not a curated record. Gene Ontology annotation, biological process: cytoplasmic stress granule disassembly. Lineage: Eukaryota; Metazoa; Chordata; Actinopteri; Clupeiformes; Clupeidae. Gene Ontology annotation, molecular function: zinc ion binding. Gene Ontology annotation, cellular component: cytoplasmic stress granule; cytoplasm.
CAGUAUUACAGUUAAAUGUCCAGUCUGCAAUCAAUUUAAACACGAAGAAGAAAAUGGCUGAACUGGAUAUCGGCAAGCAUUGCAAAAUUAAGGAUUGUAACCGUCAAGACUUUUUGCCCUUUACUUGUGAUGCCUGCUCUGGUGUCUUCUGCUUGGAACACAGAAGUCGUGAAUCGCACUCAUGUCCUCAGGAGCAGGAGCAGGUGCAGCGGGAGCCGAUUGUUUCGGGAGUCUGCACUUCCCACCCAUGUACAUUUCAGGAAUGUAAAGGCAAGGAGCUGCUGCCAGUCAUCUGCCGCUGUUGUGAGAAGCACUUCUGUCUUGCACAUAGACAUCCAGAUGAUCACAAGUGUGAAAAACUUGAGACACCCAAACCACGAAUGGCAGCCACAAAAGAGCUGGUCCAAAAGAUUGUUGAGUCAAAGAAGAGUACACCACUCAGUGGACGUCGUAAAGGAGCGAAGAACAGUGCGACAGCAGCAAAGGUUGCACUCAUGAAAUUAAAGAUGUGUGCAUGCGGAGAUAAAGCAAUUCCACAGGUGGAGAGAGCCUAUUUCAAUGUGUUCUUGCCUAAAGAGUCCAAAGACUGCUCUCUGCCCCUGUUCUUCUGCACUAAAUGGACUUUAGGGAAAGUGAUCGACUCGGUUGCUUCGCAAGCUGGUCUGAAGAACAACAACAACAUACUCACAGCCAAGAAGCUGAGGCUGUGCCAUCCUGAGACUGGUGAAGUCAUGAAGAUGGACGUCCCUCUGCUCUCUCUUCUUGAUCACCCAGAGCUGCCGCUCCACAACGGGGGCAAUAUUAUCUUGGAGUAUCUAGACAAUGGGGACACUGGGCUGGAUGAUGUCAGAGCAUACAUUGCAGUACCUUAAUCUUGGUUCAGAUCUCCAGCAGCACUUCUGGCGUCAUAGAGUUGGAAGUUGUCACGUUGAAUUGAUCUACUCUGAAAAUCUCUGCUUUUUUGUUUUGAAUGUUUGAUUUAUGAAUUACUGUUAUUAUUAUAUAUUGUAAUUGUUGUUUUACAGGUUUGAAGCACACAGUAAAUAUAUGUUUGCUUUGAGCAAAGCACACUGUUCUUUAAUUCCCAUGGUAAUGGGCUUAUUGUCAGUAAAAGUGUUUUGGAUCAAA